UCGUCGCCUUCCUUUCGGCACAUCGGCCAGGUGUCCCGCACACAUUCUAUCCCUCAGGUGUAUUUAAGAAGUGCGGGGCUCCACCACGAGAACAUUCCCCGCAGUGGUGUCUUGUGCCCCGCUUUCUCCUUGCUUGACCAUCGUUUAUCCCUUCACGUGCUUCAUCAUGCCGCCCUUCAAUCGCGAGGAGUACGAGUACAAGGACUAUCUUCCCACCUACCCCAAGAUCGACUACGAGCCCCAUGUCGAGCUCAAGCAUGACGAUCGCGGGCACUACGCCGACCUGGAGAUGAAAGCUCUCCUCGGCGCUGCGACAAAGGUCGACGAUCUGUGCGCUUGCAUCGGCACCCAGCUGGAUGGGAUCGACCUCCGCCAGCUCACGGACAAGCAGAAGGACGAGUUGGCCCUGCUCACGGCCAAGCGCGGUGUCGUCGUCUUCAAGAACCAGGCGGCGACGAUCUACGACCUGCUCGACAUCGCACGGCAUUACGGGCCCCUGCACGUCCACUCCACCACGGGCGUGCCCACCGCCCGCAAGCUGGAGGGCGUCCACGUCGUCUGGUCAGACGGAACCAAGGACUUUGACCGCAUCGAGAUGGAACGCCUGAAGUCUUGGCACACCGACCAGCCCUACGAGAUCAACCCCCCUGGUCUGACCUCGCUCAAGGUCAUCACCGACCCUCCCGCAGGAGGGGAUACCAUCUGGUCUUCUUCCGCAGCGGUGUUCGCCUCCUUCUCUCCCCAGUUCCAGCGCUAUCUCGAGUCCCUCUACGCGCUCCAGAGCUCUGAGCACCAGAAGCUCCGCGCGCUCGCCGCCGGCACGUACAUCCGCCGCCCGCAGACCGACUUUGUCCACCCCGUUGUGCGCGUCCACCCCGUGACGGGGAUAAAGGCGCUGUACGUGAACCCGUCGUACACGCACAGGAUUGUCGGAAUCCCCAAGGCCGAGUCGGACUUCGUGCUCAAGUUUAUCUACCAGCAGAUCCUCGAGUGUGAGGACUUCAAGGUCCGUAUCCGCUGGAGCAAGGACCAGGUCGUGUUCUGGGACAACCGCGUCCUCUGGCACACGGCGACCUACGACUACUACCCGUACAAGCGCCAUGCUCUGCGUGCGACUCCCGUUGCCGAGCGCCCGGAGAGCGUCGCGGAUUACGAGAAGAGGACGGGUCAGAAAGCCAAGAACUGGUACGAGGAGAAGAUGAAGGCUAUCGGAGAAGAUAUUUCUGUGCCAAAGCCUGUGUUCAAGCCUGCCGGUGCCGACUAAGAACUGGCACUUCUUUAAGUAACCGAAUCGGUACUUGUUUGUAGUUCUCGCUCGAUGUAGGAAUAGACACACGACGUGGUUGACGCGUAAAAGACAUAUAAG
Dacryopinax primogenitus is the source of this 1366-nucleotide messenger RNA. Its product is annotated as TauD-domain-containing protein. Gene Ontology annotation, cellular component: cytoplasm. The coding region runs from base 167 to 1264 and encodes 365 amino acids. The transcript is spliced from 2 exons. Lineage: Eukaryota; Fungi; Basidiomycota; Dacrymycetes; Dacrymycetales; Dacrymycetaceae. Gene Ontology annotation, molecular function: 2-oxoglutarate-dependent dioxygenase activity. The record is from RefSeq and is a predicted model, not a curated record.